Messenger RNA from Gastrolobium bilobum, 882 nucleotides. RefSeq lists its product as uncharacterized. Gene Ontology annotation, cellular component: Golgi apparatus. Lineage: Eukaryota; Viridiplantae; Streptophyta; Magnoliopsida; Fabales; Fabaceae. The record is from RefSeq and is a predicted model, not a curated record. The transcript has 4 exons. Bases 81 to 602 code for a protein of 173 amino acids.
UGAAUAGAUAGAUAGAUUGAUAGUCACAGUCAUAGAAGAUAAAACCCUUCCCUCUUUCUCGCUUUUUAGGGUUUCUUAACAUGCCACCCGCGAAACGCAAGGCGGAGGAGGCCACGGCAGCGCCGGGGAGGGUCACUCGGUCGACGACGAAGCGCUCCGCCGCGAGCUCAGGGUCUCAGCCUGUUGCGGAGUUGCCGGAAGAGAAGAAGAAGACGAAGAAGGCGAAGGGUAAGCAGGUAAAGUGGAAAGAAGAAGAAGAAGAAGAAGGUGCUCCGGCUGAGAGUGAUAAAGUGGACGGUGAUUCCUCUGAGAACGUUCUAGAUGCUUCUAACAAGACUAUCGUCGUUGAGCAUUGUAAGCAAUGCAAUUCAUUCAAGACUAGAGCCAAUCUGGUGAAAGAAGGACUAGAGAAGAGCACUGGUGGAAUCACUGUGAUAGUGAACCCUGAAAAGCCAAGGAGAGGUUGCUUUGAAAUACGGCAACAAGGGGGCAAGAAGUUCAUUAGCCUCUUGGACAUGAAGCGUCCGUUUAAACCAAUGAAGAAUCUAGACAUGGACAAGGUCAUCUCGGAUAUCAUAGACGAGAUAUCAAGCACUAGUUGACUUUAGUUGUUCGCAAGUGUUUUUUUUGGCAUCACUUGAAGUGAAGCUAGAUAAAUUGUUGUAAUGGUAGAAAUCCUACAAUGAAACCUGUUUAUAAUAUAUUAACCUGUUGUAUUUGUGGUUAGUUUGAGAUGACAUGAUUUGAGAGUUGAGACAGUCAUUUUGGAUAUGUUAACUGUCUCGGAUGAGAACUAAUACAUUUGGUUUUGUAUUCAAUCAAAUUCCAAGAUAUUUGUCAUCAGUUUAUGUAUCAAGAAUGAUAAUGUUUGUAUGAAUUUUU